UUUGAGCUAGCUCAUCCCGUUUGGGAGAUAUUACAAAUUUACAUUGGAAGAAACAUAUUGGCCGCCCUAUAUUAUCCCUGCGGUUCAGCUGAGAAAAAUGUCUAUGACUACUAUUCGAAUUCAUUUAAUAGGAAAUAUGCAAAUACAACGAAUUUUGCGGAAUUGUUGAAUACAACUGUUAAUGAAAUCUUUGCACAAAUGUUGACCAAAGAGGGAAUCGAUCGGCCGUUUAAACCGCAAUCAUAUUGUCACGAAUUGGUUAUGAAUAUGUUUAAUAUCUCUGUCUUUAACCAUAAAAUGGAUCAGAAAAUGCACACAAACUUUCAAUAUCCAAGCCAUUGCUUUGGACACGAUAUUAGCAAUUUGUACGGCAUAUACGAGUUUAUACCCAUUGCGCGAUAUUUUAUGGCCAAUCCUUUGCAAAAAUUACAAAAAACAUAUAAUAAAUGUUUUGAAUACGCAAUAAAUGAAUUAAAAUUACGCGAUAAUAAUUACGACGAGAGUAAUGGCCGAGACUUUUGCAGUCAGUUUCUCGACGCUAAACGCCGGGCAGAGGCGGAGGAAAAGCCGGACUUUGAAUGUUUCAAUGAUAAUAACAUCGCAGCCGUAAUCAUGGACAUGUAUAUAGCGGGAACGGACACAAUGCAUCUGACUUUGCUAAUCAUGCGAAAUGAAGUGAACGAUAGACUGGGCGAUAGGGCACCGGUUGUGGCCGAUAAACACCAUUUGCAUUGUGUUAUGGCAUUCAUAUACGAAACCAUUCGUUGGAGAAACGUAGGACCUAUGGGUGCACCGCAUAUGACUUUAUCGGAUACCAUAUUAGGCGGAAAAUACAAAGUUCCCGACCACACAAUACUGAUCGGUCAUUUGUGGCAUAUAUUGACUAACGAUAAAUAUUUUUCAAACGCUGACCAAUUUAAACCUGAACGUUUUCUUGAUAAGCAAGCCGGAGCCGCAACACCGGCUCUGGCUCUUGGAGCCGGUAGAGCCGGAACCGCGGCUCGAGCCGACUCCGGCUCUAACGUCCCCGACUCUGAUACGACUCUGGCUCUACACCGGCUUCGACACGGCACUGAACCGGCACGGCUCAGAUACGGGUCUGGCUCUCAACCGGCUCUUACGGCACCGGCUCUAAAAGCCGUC
Messenger RNA from Medioppia subpectinata, 1143 nucleotides. The record is from the annotation of a GenBank genome assembly. NCBI's taxonomy places the organism in Eukaryota, Metazoa, Arthropoda, Arachnida, Sarcoptiformes, Oppiidae.